AUGUCGCUGAAUGGGUUGGAUGAUGAGCGAGUCAAGGCGGCGCACGAAGCGGCAGUUGCAGAACCGGGAGGAUGGUUCUUGCUCAAAUAUGCCAGCCGUGAUGAAGUUGAACUGUUAGGUCGAGGUAAUGGUGGCAUUGUCGAGAUCCGUAACAACAUUGCGCAGUAUGAGGACAAGUCGCCACUGUACGGCUUCCUCAGAUACAGGCGUCGAAAUGUCAUUGUCAAAUAUCUCCCUGAGAAUUGCUCCAGAAGCUCACUUCAUCUCUUUGCAGCCCGGGUGACUGUCCAUUUCGACGAGGUCUGCGACCGCUUCUCGCCCCACGACACUACCUUUUCGAUUACCGAAGCGAAAGAGUUGAAGGAUACUAAGCUGUCAGCUGCCUGCUCACUCCAUGCUGCAUCUGGCUCGACAUCUUCUUCGACAAGUUCACUGCGUCGAAGGCGGUUAAUGGAAAUUACAGAAGAAGAGGAAGAGGAAGAGCGGGAAAGAAAGCGCCAGUCACUCGUCAAAGAGGAGGGCCGCCCAAAAUCAUCCUCGGCGCAAUCUGGACCCCCCAUUAAACUGGAUGCGGAGCUUGCCAGCUUGCCCGGGGCUUCGCAGUUCACGAACGACCUUGAACCCCCACAAUUUAUGGGUGUGCCCCGGCCUUCUUCUCCAGCAAGAUCCUUUGAUGAGAGCUCACGGCGCAUGUCCUCGCAAUCGUCACGAACCGAUCUCUACCCUUCUACUACUUACCCAUACUCAAAGCCACGCGUUAAGCUUGGGCCAAGGCCUUCCGCAGAACCCACUGGCCGCCCGAGAUCAUCUGCCGGGGGUUCAGCCCACCGAGUCGCAACAGUUCCAGCUGGCCUCAAGUCUAUGUCCAAAGGUCCUAGAAAGGGUCGCUCGCAUUCCCAGAGCCAGGAUGACGAAGCCCAAGAACAGGCAGAAGAUACUUUGUCGCUGAUCAAAGUAGCCGAGGCUGACACGAAGCCUUCCGAAAACGGAUCCCAACCCCAGGUCGAUAGCGCCGCGACCGACGCGCCAGUGGACACGAUGCCUCCACCCAAGAUCGACAUGCUUGCUCCGGCCCCACAGCCGACCAAAAAGAACACCAUGACUCCGGAAAAAGCUCGGCUCCUGAAGGCUAUGAAAUUAAGGGAGAAGAAGAUGAUGAGCCUUCAGCCAACACUCGACGUUCCAAGCACCGAUAUACCAUCUGCUCCUAGCACACCGGGGCAUCCGGACGACGAGAACACAGAUACCGCAAUAGCAGAAAAAGUGCCACAGGUGGACGAGACCCCGGCCGAAGGCGAUGCGCAAAAAGAGGAAGCUCCUGCGACCAAUUCUGACUCUGCAAUUGAUGUCGGAACGGAUCAUGCAUCUGUAGAUACUACCAUGGAUUCCGUUCCUGCGUCGCCCGCAGCGACUUCGGAAAUUGGCGAUUCCACGAAGGCCUCAUCACUAUCCGACUCGACGGAUGAAACCAUCCUUGCCAAAGAUGAACAGCCGAUUUCCGAAAAAGAACAAGACGUGGCCGGCGAUGACAACAAACCAGUGGCCUCGGCCUCAAAGGAACCCAUUGGCGAUGCGGAAUCAAGGCAACCUGAUAGAGAGUCUCAAGCGACAAUCACUGUACCCGACAAGGCGGACCUUCCUACACCGCCCGAGCCGCAGGUCGAGCAGGCCGCCGUCGUGAACCCCCCCACGAGCGAUGCCCCUCCUGCGAGAUUGCCGACUCUCGAAGCAUCCGAAGUGCCCGCUCAGCCUGGCGUACCCGAGAAUGACACAAACGACGUGAUUCCAACCGAGGCAGCUGAAGCAUCGGUGCCAAAUUCCAACUUGGCUGAGGAAGACAAAUCCGCUAGCGAGGGAAACGCGCCGCUACCGCAGAUUCACAUUCCUCUUUCCAAAUUCUCCACACAAGAGACCAAGUCUCCCACAAUGGCUGCAAACCAGGAUGUUCCCUCGAUUAUCGCCCAAGCUUCAGAUGUAGACUCGUGGCGUGUUGGGGAGUCGGCACCCCCCGUUCCGGAGAAGGAUGACGUCGGGACUGCAGAUGGAGAUUCAAAACGGCGAAAGCUUCCAGACCCUAUCCAGACCAAUCUGGACGCCCCGGACAACGACAAGCGGCGCUCCGUUAUCAGCAUCCUGGAUAACGACGGCUUCAUGGACGAGCUGCAAUCGGCAACCGUGCAACAGGCAACGCCGAUUACCGUGUCCAAGUCUCCGAUUUCUCCCUUCUUCGGUCUCGACCAGCCUUCCAAGAGACCUGGUGGUGGUCCGGACGACACCUCUCGGUACGUGAGAACGGUUUCGAACCCUGUCCGCAAUUCUUAUCUGGGCGGUGAAGUGCCGUCUGGCCCGGUCAGAUCGGCAUCAUCUGGCGCUGCAUAUCUACAAAAGCCCUCUGCGUCGGACGCGAAACCCAAGAACGCCAAGCUCGGUUCGAGCAUUUCACAGCGGAUCAAGGCGCUGGAAAAGCUUUCUGUCAAUGCCCCCGGCGUGGAGACGGUGACGACGCCCAAGGAGCGUCCCGCGUCGACCUUCUUCGCUGUGCGCAAAACCAGUGUCCGCGAGGGCUCGCGACCAUCAUCCGUGGCCGAACGGGCGAAUUCGAUGACGAGAGGCGCAUCGCCGUCCCCUCCAGCCUCAAGGGAUUCGUCGUCUCCCGAGGCCACGCGGAACAUGGGGCGCGGCCGGUCUGGAUCAUUGGUGAAUCGGCUGUCCAUGUUUGAAGGAGGGAUGCCUCCCAGAGGCAGGCCUGAGUCCGUCCAGGUCACGGCCCGCAUUGUCCGCGAUCCGAGCCAGCGGUUUCCAAAAGGCCCCGAACCGAAGGGGUCAUCGACAGAAUACGGCAAUCUGGAUUUGAAGCAGUCGCCGUUGCUAGUGGAUGUUCAGAAUCACACUGACUCGCGGAGCCCUGUCCGGCCUCCCAGCGUCAUGUCUAACCGCACCCUGGAACGCGAGAUCGCAGAUCAGGCGAAGCAGACAUUGCUGGAAAGGCGGCUAUCAAAACAAUCCCGGGAUGGCGAGAGGGACAGCGCAACAGCCGAAACUACCGAAGGCCGCCGCCCUCGACGGCGGUCGUCUCUAUCAGUUGUGAAGGACUUCAUCAAAGACAAGACGGAGUCGAUGAUGGGCGCCAAGUCGCCAUCCACGGAUAACCUGGGUAACGGGAUCUCCACUGGUCUGGCUUCUCCUAUGGCUUCUCGGCCGUCUUCUCGUGCCCGAUCAGUCAACCAGCCCGGCUCCCUGGCUCGUCGUCUCAGCGUGAGCAGCCGGCGCUCGUCAAUUGACCAGAACAACCCGAAUCUAUCCGUUACGUCGCUGCCUCCUCCCCGGACUGCGGACUUGAGCGCUGAGUCAGAUGCCGAGGCGAAACUUGAGAAGAGGUCCGGUUCCAGCGGCCCCGCCAGCCCCAAGAGCAACCGUGCUUCCCGGUUUAUGCGCCGCCUCUCCAGCACCCUUGUGACCGGUAGGAAGAAUACCGCUCCUUCCAUCUCGCCCACUGUGGCCGAGGAAAACGCUGCCGAGGUUGAGGCUGCCUCCAGGGGCAGCACAGCCGUUGGCACAGCGCCCCAAGCUCCGCCUAGCAUUGUCGCGUUUAUGGGUGAUGUGAAUGUCCAGUUCCCGGAUAACCUUUUGUGGAAGCGCCGGAGCAUCUGCCUCGAUAGCCAGGGCUUUCUGAUCUUGAGCGCGGUGCAGGGUACGGCUAUGAUGCCCACGGCCAUGUCCGGCAAGGACAGGAACGGCGCCAUGGUCAAGCGGUACCACAUGAGCGACUUCAAGGCCCCGUACGCGCCCGAUGUAGAACUACAGGAGCUACCCAACAGCGUUGUGCUGGACCUGGUUGAUGGUAGCGGACUGCAAAUCGCCUGCGUCGACCGGGCGGGCCAGAUGAGCAUUCUGCACAUUCUUCAGCAGGCUCACCGUACCCACGCGAACUUCUGA
This is a messenger RNA of Chaetomium globosum CBS 148.51, 3936 nucleotides long. RefSeq lists its product as uncharacterized. The record is from RefSeq and is a predicted model, not a curated record. Lineage: Eukaryota; Fungi; Ascomycota; Sordariomycetes; Sordariales; Chaetomiaceae. The transcript is spliced from 4 exons. Bases 1 to 3936 code for a protein of 1311 amino acids.